Callorhinus ursinus (northern fur seal) is the source of this 1413-nucleotide messenger RNA. Lineage: Eukaryota; Metazoa; Chordata; Mammalia; Carnivora; Otariidae. The record is from RefSeq and is a predicted model, not a curated record.
AAUCUCAAGCUUGCUUGGGAAACUCAUGAUUCUUCCACCUUUACCAUCCCCUGGAUCCUGCAUUUGCACCAAUGGGGAGUGGACUGUGAAAGUUGUGUAUUUCCCCCAGGAAAGUCACUUUCCCCAAUGCCCACGUCAGAUGCUGCCAUAGAUGGCUUUAGAAUAAGAACAUCUUCCAAAGAGGUACACCGGGGGUUGGGAGGGGAUUGAUAAGGGAAAUCCUUCCAGAGAGCAGAAUGAGUCUGCCCGAUCUGAUGGGUCAUGCAAAGAACUUUCUUCAUUGUUGGAACUUGGAGUCAUUACUAUUCCUGCCUGGCAGGAUUUGGUAUUUGUGAUGGACUAGUGUUUUCUGUGUAUUUCCCAUUCUCCCCCUUUCUGAAUGAGAGUUUUUAUUGUAAUUAUUCUAUUCUACCCUUAUUACUGUAAUAUUGGGUAUUUUGGGGAAGGUGAGGGGGCAAACAGCUGUCUUGUCUUUCAGCUAUCCAACUGACAAACCAUUUAAGAGUGAAUGGCCGAGCAGACUGCAGAGACUCCAAACUUCAAGAAUUGUCGGUGAGGACGAUGGAGGGAAACUUUUUACUCCUGAAGAAUAUGAAGAAUACAAAAAAAAAGUAUUACCUAUGCGCUUACAGAACAGAUUAUUUGUGAGCUGGCGAUCACCAACUGGAAUGGAUUGUAAGCUUGUGGGUCCAGAGACACUGUGUUUUUGUGCACAUAGGUAUAAACAACAUAAAACUGACUUUGAAACGAUUCCACAGCAGCGCCCCAUCAGUCUCCCUUGCCGAGUGAGCGGCUGCGGGUGCAGGGCGUACCUUUACGUCCCUCUGAACGGCACCCAGCCCAUUCGCUGCAGGUGCAAGCACCUUGCGGAUCAGCACAGCGCUGCGCCCGGCUUUCUCUGCAAUGCCUGUUCCAAGUGUUCAGGAUUCCAUAGUUGCUUCACUUGUGCUUGUGGUCAGCCUGCGUAUGCUCAUGACACAGUGGUGGAAACUAAGCAAGAAAGACUGGCUCAGGGCAAGCCAGUGGGACAGGAUGUUCCUUAUGCGGCAAUGGGAGGCUUAACAGGUUUCAGCUCACUGGCGGAAGGCCACAUGCGGUUAGAUGACAGUGGGAUUGGUGCACCUUCAAUUGAAUUUUUAGACUCUCCAGUUACAGCUAUGGACCACCCAUUUCUGAAAGCAUUUCAAGCAUCAUCUAGUUCUUCUCCAGAAACACUGACAGAUGUAGGUACAAGCAGUCAAGUUUCUUCCUUAAAGAGACCUGAAGAGGAUGAUAUGGCUUUCUUUGAAAGACAAUACCAAGAGAGGAUAAAAAUGGAAAAGGUUGCUAAGCAGAAAGGAAAAGCAUCAUUGCCAUCAAGUACAAAAGCUUCAUGAAGACUAUUGGGAAAAUUAAAACCAUCAUCCAAAUAGA